CGACUACUGGCCGCUUCGAAGUCCAGACACGAAUCCAAUUGUCACGCUAUACGUGCAGACCCUAUCGUUGCCCAGCAUCUCGGAGAUGAUCAGCCGAAAGAGGACGGAGAUCGUACAGCUCCCCUGUCGCAAUCACAACUCUCCACAGAUGCAUAAAUUUACGCGCAAUUGUUGAGAACACUUAAGGGAGACGGGGGAUGGAGAAAUGGCGAGACUAUGUCCUGUUCUGGGGCCUUUAUCUGAUUGCCCUGGUCUUCAUGGCCCUUCGCGUUGCCUCGAGAAUCUCAAUUCGUGAGCGUCUGAAAGUUGACGAUUACUUCGCCUUUUCGUCAUUCGCGCUCCUGUCGGUUGAGACAGCCAUCCACACGGCCGCCGUUUCACCAUAUAUCGACGCGUUUAACGUAGCGCAAAACAGUGCGGAUUUCAGGCAAGCUCUAUCGGAAAGUCCAGCCUUGAGAGAAAAUGUGGCAGUGGUGCUCCGAUACUCUUUUGCCUCUCUCAUCAUCUUUUGGCUUACGGUAUGGUGCGUGAAGUUUUCGAUGCUUUUCUUUCUUCGGCCAAUUAUGAUGCCAAUCCCAGUUUAUCUGGAAGGCUGGUAUAUCGUGCUCGGCUUCACGGUAAUGAAUCUCGUCGGAUGUUUUCUUAUACAAUUCUUCGGAUGCCUGCCUUUUGGGCUUAACUUCUCGGUCGAGGAUGAUAACUGCAUCUCCGGAAACUCCAGGGAGCCAGGCAAGCUCUAUGGCACGACAGCUUUAGACACACUAUCUGACGUUAUGAUCGUCAUUCUCCCAACUCGACACCUCUUCGAACUGCCGGCAACAAAAAAACAGAAAGCGGGUCUUGUCGUAGUAUUCGCGCUGGGAUGGAUAAUUAUCGCAUUUUCACUUGUCCGAGCAAUUCAUGCUUCGAGGGCAGGCAACAAUAUCCUCGGCCCAGUAAAUCAACGUUGGCUCGCAAUCUGGAGCCAUGUGGAAUGUGUAGUUGCGGUGACUGUGGCUUGUCUUCCACCAAUCUGGGUUGGUUAUCGGAAGCGUUGGAGGAGAGCACAUGAAUCCUCGAUGUCGUGACGAUCAACACGUGUUGUAUAUGCUGUGACACCUCACGCACUUGUCAAACCCUGAUAGUGUAAAGAUACAUAUUACAGAACAAGUCAACGUAAAUACACUGAUACUAAUCCGUUGGUCGG
Messenger RNA from Aspergillus pseudotamarii, 1186 nucleotides. RefSeq lists its product as uncharacterized. NCBI's taxonomy places the organism in Eukaryota, Fungi, Ascomycota, Eurotiomycetes, Eurotiales, Aspergillaceae. The transcript has 9 exons. The record is from RefSeq and is a predicted model, not a curated record. Bases 198 to 1067 code for a protein of 289 amino acids.